Alternaria novae-zelandiae is the source of this 1305-nucleotide messenger RNA. RefSeq lists its product as uncharacterized. NCBI's taxonomy places the organism in Eukaryota, Fungi, Ascomycota, Dothideomycetes, Pleosporales, Pleosporaceae. The transcript has a single exon. The coding region runs from base 1 to 1305 and encodes 434 amino acids. The record is from RefSeq and is a predicted model, not a curated record.
AUGGAUAUUUCCAAGUCAUGGAGCAAGUGGCAGGGUUUGGCUGCACUAGCUGUUUACUCGGUUACCAUCAUCGUCCUCGACCGUGUCUACGUAGAAGGCAGUACGUGGAAGUCCGCCGUGGCUUGGUGGAAGAGGUAUCUAAAGCGCAGACGGGAUGAUCCUUGGAUGAACGCCAACACGAGCAACGAUUUCAUCUUCAAUAUGCUGGCCAAGGCGAUACCCGAGUCGCCAAACCAUGUGUCGGAUCAGGGCUAUGAGCUUCUUUGCAGCUACAGCUUUAAGUCGUACACCAAUACUCCUACUAUCUACGUUCCUGGGACUCCGCCGAUGUUCACGAAGCCACCUGCCCCGUUGAAACUGGAGCCAGAUACAGGACGCUAUUAUAUCGAUCAACAUGUAGCCAAGGUACCGCGAUUCCAGUUCGAGCCACUCUUCCAGGCUCUUACUGUUAUGAUGCCAAGCAAGCGUUUCGACGACGUCGAUGUCCUCGUCGCUCGUGGAUCAAUGACCGCGCUCAUUACAUACGUGAAGGAUGUAUCAUGCCAGCCAUUCGCACUUACUCUCCACGUUGUUGGCAACACUCUGAUCGUGGGGCGACGGCUUCGAUCUGGUAUGGCUGGCUCUACCAACGGAUCGUACGGGCGUAACUUUGAGGCUGCCUGGACGACGCAACUGGAACCAGAUCUUCAAGAUGCGGAAGGACAUCACCAUACCAUACAGUACGAUUUCGGUGGCCUCAACAUCGUGGUAAGAGCAGAGACGGACGCAUACAUGCCCGAUGAGCAGCCCUCCCGGGACGAAAUCGAAGAAAUGUUGGCAAAAUCCACAUCGCAUCCCGAGCCCGAAAUUGCGAACACUACCAUCGGACUCCAAAGCUCUGACUCGACCACCGUGCUUCUGGCAGGAAAGUCGAUCUCUCAUAGCAAGACGAUGGAACUAAAGAGCAACAACCAGAGCAAGCCCCUCGAUCAAAUUUGGGUCGGUAGAACUUCGCGGUGGUCUCUUGGAACGAACAAGGAUGGUGUCUUCUCUUCGACCGAGAAGCUCUUCACUCCAGAGGAGAUGAGGAAGAGCUACGAGGAUGACGGCAAGCGACAAGGAGCUCUUCGUAAGCUGGUGUGGUUGCUGGGCGAGCUGAAGACGACGGUCAAGGAGAACACAAGCAACGGGUCUGCUGUGCUUCUCUGCCUGGGAAAGGGCGAGGAGCUGGUGGUACGCCCAAUGAAGACGCAUUUGCCUGCCCUUCCUGAUGCGAUUGUGCAGCGUUUCUGGAGCUUGUCCGAUCAGGACGAGAUGCACGCGUAG